AUGCACUGGCCCCAGUCCUGUAUCUCUGUCUACUGGAUUUUCUUUGCUGCAUGCAGGCUAAGAGCUGUAGAAACAGCAGAUGGAAAAUAUGCUCAGAAGUUGUUUAAUGACCUUUUUGAAGAUUACUCCAAUGCUCUGCGCCCCGUAGAAGAUACAGAUAAAGUCUUGAAUGUUACCCUGCAGAUCACUCUUUCUCAGAUUAAGGAUAUGGAUGAAAGAAAUCAAAUUCUGACUGCCUACUUGUGGAUCCGCCAAAUCUGGCACGAUGCCUACCUCAUGUGGGAUCGGGACCAGUAUGAUGGGCUGGACUCUAUUAGGAUCCCCAGCGACCUGGUGUGGAGGCCGGAUAUUGUCCUGUACAACAAAGCCGACGACGAAUCCUCAGAGCCAGUGAACACAAAUGUGGUCCUGCGGUACGACGGGCUGAUCACUUGGGAUGCCCCAGCCAUCACCAAGAGCUCCUGCGUGGUGGACGUCACCUACUUUCCCUUCGACAACCAGCAGUGCAACUUGACCUUUGGGUCCUGGACCUACAAUGGCAACCAGGUGGACAUCUUCAAUGGCUUGGACAGUGGAGACCUAUCGGAUUUUGUGGAAGAUGUGGAGUGGGAGGUGCACGGGAUGCCUGCCGUGAAGAAUGUCAUCUCCUACGGCUGCUGCUCUGAGCCCUACCCUGACGUGACCUUCACCCUGCUGCUCAAGAGGAGGUCUGCCUUCUACAUCGUUAACCUGCUCAUCCCCUGUGUCCUCAUCUCCUUCCUGGCUCCCUUGAGCUUUUACCUCCCGGCAGCCUCUGGAGAAAAGGUGUCCCUGGGGGUGACCAUCCUAUUGGCCAUGACUGUGUUUCAGCUGAUGGUGGCAGAGAUUAUGCCAGCCUCAGAGAAUGUCCCUCUCAUAGGCAAGUACUACAUAGCUACAAUGGCCUUAAUCACAGCAUCCACAGCCUUGACCAUCAUGGUGAUGAAUAUCCACUUCUGUGGGGCUGAGGCUCGCCCAGUGCCCCCCUGGGCCAGGGUUGUUAUCCUAAAAUACAUGGCCAGAAUCCUGUUUGUUUAUGAUGUCGGGGAGAACUGUCUCAGUGCCCGCCAUGACUUGGAGCAGGACCACCCGGGGAAGCUAAAUGACCACUACCCAGAGUCUCAUUUGAAAACCCCCAGGAACAAGGAUGUUUCAAGAAAGAAGGAAAUGAACAAACUCUUCAAGAACGACUUGAGGUAUCCUCAGGAUAAAUCUCAGGAUACUGAGAAUUACUGUGCACGCUACAAAGUUCUGACCAAGAACAUUGGGUACAUCGCCAAGUGUCUCAAAGAUCAUCGUGCCACCAAUUCCAAGGGAAGUGAGUGGAAGAAGGUAGCAAAAGUCAUAGAUCGAUUCUUCAUGUGGAUUUUUUUCAUUAUGGUGUUUGUAAUGACUCUUUUGAUCAUAGCAAGAGCAGAUUAG
This is a messenger RNA of Suncus etruscus (white-toothed pygmy shrew), 1440 nucleotides long. RefSeq names its product cholinergic receptor nicotinic alpha 9 subunit (gene CHRNA9). Bases 1 to 1440 code for a protein of 479 amino acids. The transcript is spliced from 5 exons. NCBI's taxonomy places the organism in Eukaryota, Metazoa, Chordata, Mammalia, Eulipotyphla, Soricidae. Gene Ontology annotation, molecular function: transmembrane signaling receptor activity; acetylcholine-gated monoatomic cation-selective channel activity. Gene Ontology annotation, biological process: chemical synaptic transmission; signal transduction; regulation of membrane potential. The record is from RefSeq and is a predicted model, not a curated record. Gene Ontology annotation, cellular component: neuron projection; postsynaptic membrane; synapse.